Phycomyces blakesleeanus NRRL 1555(-) is the source of this 870-nucleotide messenger RNA. RefSeq lists its product as hypothetical. The record is from RefSeq and is a predicted model, not a curated record. Gene Ontology annotation, molecular function: RNA binding. Bases 1 to 870 code for a protein of 289 amino acids. Gene Ontology annotation, cellular component: cytoplasmic stress granule; cytosol. The transcript has 3 exons. Lineage: Eukaryota; Fungi; Mucoromycota; Mucoromycetes; Mucorales; Phycomycetaceae. Gene Ontology annotation, biological process: positive regulation of translation.
AUGUUGUGCAGUCCUGAAGAACAUAGCUUCCCUCGAGGCGACGAGCAGGACGACAUUGUGAUUAUUAUGCAACAAGAAGAUGUGAUGUUUGGGGCUGGUCAUGAAAUCACAAGCUCCGAUAAAACAUCGCAUAUGGACAAUAAUCUAUAUGUUCCUAUUGACUUGAUUGCUGGAUUCAAGAGGGUACAAAUGUGGACAACAGACCGGGAAGUUAUUGUAGACAUCCUCAAGUCUUCUGACGUUGUACAAGUCGAUGAACAAUCCCAAAAAGUUCGUCCGGCACUUUCUCUUCAACGGACAACCAUCAUUCUAAGAGACAUUCCAAGUGGCACAGAAGAAAAGGAAAUCCUUGACUUUCUAGACAGUCUCCAGUCCCCUCCUGUCAAGAACAUCAAGGCUGAUCUGGGGAUGUGGUAUAUAGCUUAUGAGACUGAAAAAAAUGCUGUGGAAAUGUUAAAGAGAGUUCGCAACAAGAUCUUCAAAGGACACCCAGUAGCAGUACGGAUGAAAUCUGAGCCAAUGUUGCGUAGAAUGCAGGCUACCCUUCAAUCUUCUCAAACAGUCAAAGAGUCUAAACAGCCACAGCCACAAGCACAGCAACAGCCACAACCACAAGCACAACCACAAAAAGAAGCAGAAGCAGAGACUUGUGUCCAGACAAGCCAGCCUGAGCAUCAAAACUUGUCUAUAAAAAUCCCUCAGGAAGUCAAGUCUACAACAGGUUUACCUCUCCUGUCAGUAACCCAGCCUGGUUCACAUACCACACCCAUGCCAGUGUGUAGCUAUGCAUCUAUACUCAAACGCAGUCCAAGCGCCUCUUCCGAUAAAUGCCAAGAUCAAGAUCAAGGCCAAACCCAAACUCAAAACUGA